AUGGACACUGACAUGGACUACGAAAGACCCAACGUUGAAACCAUCAAGUGUGUGGUCGUAGGUGACAACGCCGUGGGGAAGACGCGCUUGAUCUGUGCCCGAGCAUGUAACACGACACUGACGCAGUAUCAGCUGCUGGCCACACAUGUGCCGACUGUGUGGGCAAUUGACCAGUACCGGGUCUGCCAGGAGGUCUUGGAGCGUUCCCGGGACGUUGUUGACGAAGUGAGCGUUUCUCUCAGACUUUGGGAUACUUUUGGUGAUCAUCACAAAGACAGGCGUUUUGCAUAUGGCAGGUCCGAUGUUGUGGUUCUCUGUUUUUCUAUUGCUAAUCCCAAUUCCCUAAAUCAUGUGAAAACCAUGUGGUAUCAAGAAAUCAAGCACUUUUGCCCUCGCACACCUGUUGUUCUAGUUGGCUGCCAGCUAGAUCUCCGCUAUGCUGAUCUUGAAGCUGUUAACCGAGCCCGACGCCCUUUAGCAAGGCCCAUAAAGAGAGGGGAUAUUUUGCCCCCAGAAAAAGGCCGGGAGGUUGCAAAGGAACUUGGCAUACCAUACUAUGAAACAAGUGUGUUUGACCAGUUUGGAAUCAAGGACGUGUUUGACAAUGCCAUACGGGCAGCUCUGAUUUCCCGCCGGCACCUGCAAUUCUGGAAAUCCCACCUAAAGAAAGUUCAGAAACCUUUACUUCAGGCACCCUUCCUACCUCCAAAAGCCCCUCCACCGGUCAUCAAGAUUCCCGAGUGUCCCCCCACCGGGACAAAUGAAGCUGCCUGUUUACUGGACAACCCUCUGUGUGCAGAUGUCCUGUUUGUCCUGCAGGACCAGGAGCACAUCUUUGCACACCGAAUUUACCUCGCUACCUCCUCUUCCAAGUUUUAUGACCUUUUCUUAAUGGAGAGUGAAGAAUCCCAAAACUGGGGCGAAGGAGCUUGUGAGAAAGAGAAGCAGAGCAAGGAUUCCGAGGGGCAGACACUGAGUAUUGACCCAGAUGGGGAGAGGGAGGAGGUCACUCCCAGGACACCGCAGGCCAGCCCAUGGACGUCCUCAAGCAGGAGCCUGUCGGAGCCUCCGGGGCCGGAAGCCGAGGGCUCGGUGCCAGAGACGCAGGCACUGGCGGGCUGGAGUAAGGGGUUUGUCGGCAUGCACAAGGAGAUGCGAGUCAAUCCCAUCUCGAAGCGGGUGGGCCCCCUGACUGUGGUCAGCAUGGACUCAUCCGUCCAGCCAGGCCCCUUCCGGACCCUGCUCCAGUUUCUUUACACGGGGCAACUGGAUGAAAAGGAAAAGGACUUGGUGGGCCUGGCCCAGAUCGCAGAGGUCCUGGAGAUGUUCGAUUUGAGAAUGAUGGUGGAAAACAUCAUGAACAAGGAAGCCUUCAUGAACCAGGAGAUUACGAAAGCGUUUCACGUCAGGAAAGCCAAUCGGAUAAAAGAGUGUCUCAGCAAGGGGACAUUCUCAGAUGUGACAUUUAAAUUGGAUGAUGGGGCCAUCAGUGCCCACAAGCCGCUUCUGAUCUGUAGCUGCGAGUGGAUGGCUGCCAUGUUCGGAGGGUCGUUUGUGGAAAGUGGCAACAGCGAGGUGUAUCUCCCGAGCAUAAACAAAAUGUCAAUGCAAGCAGUAUUGGAUUAUCUCUAUACCAAGCAGUUGUCACCUAACUUGGACCUGGACCCGCUGGAAUUAAUUGCCUUGGCAAACAGAUUCUGCCUGCCACACUUGGUUGCACUUGCAGAGCAGCACGCAGUUCAGGAGCUGACCAAGGCCGCCAUGAGUGGCAUGGGCAUCGACGGGGAAGUGCUCUCUUAUUUGGAAUUGGCCCAGUUUCACAACGCCCACCAAUUGGCCGCCUGGUGUUUGCACCACAUCUGCACCAACUACAACAGUGUUUGUUCCAAGUUCCGUAAGGAAAUCAAAUCGAAAUCUGCAGACAACCGGGAAUACUUUGAGCGACACCGCUGGCCCCCUGUGUGGUACCUGAAGGAAGAAGAUCACUACCAGCGGGUGAAGAGGGAACGAGAGAAGGAAGAUAUUGCACUAAAUAAACAUCACUCACGACGAAAGUGGUGCUUCUGGAAUUCAUCUCCAACAGUCGCCUGAGGAGGAAGAGAAAAAAAAAAAAUCAGAAAUCUGAUAUACCACUUUAAAAAGCUCCCCUGUAAAAGUAGUCUUAUUAUUAGAGAUAAGACAUAGUUCAGGUUUCAGGCACUGAUCUUCCUCCACUUCUGUGCAUUUAUCUUUGUUAGGAUCAAAGCACAAGCUCACCACCAAUGAGCCUGGACUAAAAGGGAAGCUGAUGCUCACUGCAUUCCUUAAACUGAUACGUAUUUUUUUUUUUU
Molecule: messenger RNA, 2330 nt
Organism: Choloepus didactylus (southern two-toed sloth)
Lineage: Eukaryota; Metazoa; Chordata; Mammalia; Pilosa; Megalonychidae
Gene: RHOBTB1
Product: Rho related BTB domain containing 1
Exons: 9
Coding region: 1-2091 (696 amino acids)
Biological process (GO): small GTPase-mediated signal transduction
Molecular function (GO): protein binding; GTP binding; GTPase activity
Source: RefSeq, a predicted model, not a curated record